Molecule: messenger RNA, 747 nt
Organism: Lactuca saligna
Lineage: Eukaryota; Viridiplantae; Streptophyta; Magnoliopsida; Asterales; Asteraceae
Source: the annotation of a GenBank genome assembly
AUGUUAUCUAAGCUACGUCAUCUCCAUCUAGUAACCCUAAUCGGAUACUCUGAUGACAAUGGAGAGAUGGUUCUCGUGUAUGAGUACAUGACUCAUGGUACUUUACGUGAACAUCUUUACAACACAAACAAUCCUCCUUUAUCAUGGAAAACACGUCUCCAUAUUUGCAUUGGCGCAGCCAAAGGGUUGCAUUAUCUUCACACAAGUGGAAAGCGGAUGAUAAUUCACAGGGAUGUGAAGUCCACAAACAUUUUACUGGAUGAAAAAUGGGUGGCUAAGGUGUCGGAUUUCGGUUUGUCAAAGCUUGGGUCGAAAGACCCUUCUCAAACACAUGUUAGCACGUUGGUGAAAGGUAGUAUUGGGUAUAUAGAUCCUGAAUAUUGCAAAACGAAACAUCUGACUGAUAAGUCUGAUGUGUACUCUUUUGGGGUGGUUUUGUUUGAAGUGUUGUGUGCAAGACCUGUUAUCCUUCAACACCUGAGUGGCGACCAAGUGAGUUUGGCGAGUUGGGGUAAGUCUUGUUAUAGAAGGGGAUCGCUGAAUGAAAUAAUUGAUCAAAAGCUAAAUGGUGAAAUUGCACAUGGAAGCUUAAUGAAGUUCGGAGAGGUGGCAAAUGGCUGCUUGCAUGAGGAAGGGAGUGAACGACCCUCUAUGGAGGAUGUUGUUUGGGGUCUAGAAUUUGCACUGAAGCUACAAGAGGCUGCUGAUGAAGCAAUGCAAGAAAAUCAAGAUCUUCGCCCCUUCUGA